AUGUACGUAGCACGGGCAUGUGCCCCACAAAAACCCCUCAGCGUUCACAUCAAACGAUCAUCUUGGACUCCCGCCGUCAACAUCGAAGGAGCCACUGGUGCACCAGAAACGGAAGGAACAAGUUUGUCUUCCCCGGGCGUGGCCAAUGGAAACCUGGAUUGGCAAUCUCCCCUGGUCAUCAAUUUCCCAAUCUUGAAACCCGGACUCUCAACUUGGUUCUUGCAACUGGGCUUUGCUGAGACAUAUCACCAUGACUGCGACAUGGCCAUCAACCAUUUGAGCAUGUCCUACCUUCUUGGCGCUGUAGGCGAAACAACCCCGGAUUCCGAUUCCCGCCUUAGGCGUCCUCCAUGUGGAACCGCCGACGACGCUAACACGGUUCCGCUUCCCCAGCCCAGACAUGCCAGGCCGAGUCUCGGCGCCGCUCUCCCAAGCCGCCCGCCCGAGGGCUUCUCUAUGCCUUCCGCUUCCGCAGUCCGAGAGACCACCUCUCCAUUCCACGCACCGGGUCAGGCUUGCUACAGUCCGGAGCAAACUCCGCUCCCAGGCUACUGUCGCAUCACCCCAAAGAUGGCGACACGCCGAGUGCUUGGCUUUCCGGGGGCACGGCUCACUCUCACUCCCCAAUCCCGACCUCUUAUUUCCCCGGCACAGCGACAAUAUUGGCCCACCUUUGCUCCCCAGGCAUAUCACUCGACACGAUGGGCAUCACAGCGAUCCAAGAAUAUCCCCCAAAGGACCGGGCGGAUCUUGUCCAAUAUGCUAGGUCUGUCCAGACAAAGCUGGAUCAUCCUUGCGUUAUCGGCAAUCAUCAUUAUGGAUGUUUCGAAAACUGUCUUGAAGGACGCAAAGAAGGAAGAGCAUUCACUGGCAAAACCGACCUACGCAAGCCACAAAGAGAUGCUUGACGCUGCGAACGAGAUGGCUCGAAUACUGGGACAAGACGCCGUCACCUACGAUGCCCAUGUUCUCGAACACCACGGCCAUUCGGACUGGUCGACGUCCAACUCACCUGGGCGUGCCGUUGCCGUAGUUUACCCACGCACGACUGACCACGUAUCUGCUAUCGCUCAGAUAUGCAAUGCUCGUAAUGUCCCCAUGGUUCCCUUUGGCGCAGGUUCCAGUGUCGAGGGCAACUUCUCCCAGCCCUAUUCCGGCAUCUGCAUCGACUUCACCUACAUGGAUAGAGUCAUCGCCUUCCACCCAGAGGACAUGGAUGUCGUCCUUCAACCUGGCGUUAACUGGGUUGACCUCAAUAAUCAGAUCGCCCAUACAGGGCUCUUCGUACCUUUGGAUCCCUCGCCUACUGCCACAGUCGGUGGAAUGGUCUCAACCAAUUGUUCCGGCACCAACGCCAUGCGCUACGGAACUAUGAAAGACUGGGUGCUCAAUCUGACUGUCGUUCUCCCGGAUGGCCGCGUUAUCAAGACACGUCGGCGUCCUCGUAAGACCUCGGCUGGCUAUAACCUGACUUCUCUGUUUGUCGGCGCCGAAGGUACUCUGGGAAUAGUAGCCGAGGUCACCCUGAAGCUCGCUCCCAUCCCAAAAGAAACCAGCGUCGCCGUUGUUGCUUUCCCCACCAUCCACUCUGCCGCAGCAGCAGCUUCCAAGCUGAUUCGCUCCGGGAUCCAGCUCGCUGCUUUGGAGCUCAUGGACGACGAGCAGAUGAAAUUGCUCAAUGCGCACGGAAGCGACGCAGUUCGUAAGCGCGUAUGGGACGAGAAACCUACCUUGUUCCUCAAGUUCAGCGGGACUACCAAGGACGCCCUCAAGAGCGAUGUGUCCCGCGUAGGCGACAUCAUCAAACCCUUGACGAACAGCAAGUUCCACUUUGCAAAGACGAAACAGGAUGAGCUGGACCUCUGGUCCGCGCGCAAGGAAGCCCUCUUUACCAUGGUAAACACUCGGCCCAAGGGCACCGAGAUUUGGUCAACAGACGUGGCCGUACCCAUUUCACGGCUGGCGGAGAUCAUCGAAAUCUCGAAGCGGGAAUGCGGAUCUCUAGGCUUGUUUGCGAGCGUGGUGGGUCAUAUAGGAGAUGGAAACUUUCAUGUGUCCAUGAUGUACGACCCAACAAAUUCGCAGCAGAAACAGGCUGUCGCCAAAUGCGUCAAAAACAUGAUGACCCGGGCGCUAGAGAUGGAGGGUACUGUAAGCGGGGAGCAUGCGAUUGGUAUUGGGAAGAAGGAGUGCUUGGUGGAUGAACUCGGAGAGGAGACGAUUGGGCUCAUGAGGCAGCUCAAGGCUUCGGUCGAUCCCAAAUGGGUCAUGAAUCCGGGAAAGGUGUUGGACUGGAUGGGGUAA
Neurospora hispaniola is the source of this 2304-nucleotide messenger RNA. RefSeq lists its product as uncharacterized. The transcript is spliced from 4 exons. Gene Ontology annotation, molecular function: FAD binding; D-lactate dehydrogenase (cytochrome) activity; D-lactate dehydrogenase (NAD+) activity. Lineage: Eukaryota; Fungi; Ascomycota; Sordariomycetes; Sordariales; Sordariaceae. Bases 1 to 2304 code for a protein of 767 amino acids. Gene Ontology annotation, cellular component: mitochondrion. Gene Ontology annotation, biological process: lactate catabolic process. The record is from RefSeq and is a predicted model, not a curated record.